Histoplasma capsulatum G186AR is the source of this 1995-nucleotide messenger RNA. RefSeq names its product C6 zinc finger domain-containing protein. The transcript is spliced from 2 exons. NCBI's taxonomy places the organism in Eukaryota, Fungi, Ascomycota, Eurotiomycetes, Onygenales, Ajellomycetaceae. Bases 1 to 1995 code for a protein of 664 amino acids. The record is from RefSeq and is a predicted model, not a curated record. Gene Ontology annotation, molecular function: acetyltransferase activity.
AUGUCCGCUGUCGCAUCCGUCCCAGCGGUUAAUGGAAACCAUGAUUCCAGUAAAGACUCCAACCCUGAACAUAGCCCGUCACGGUUCACCGCUGUAAAUGGGAGAGACCAGGGUUCGCUGCCUUCUCAUAACAACAACAACAGCAAUAGCAAUAGCAACAGCAACAAUACCAAUAACAGCAAUCCUAGUUAUACCGGGCCGACUGAGAACAAUUCCACUGCAGCUCAUAACGAAGAACCAUCCGUGAAUGCCCCCACGGAGCGCGAUCGCGCUUCAAGGAAUUCCGUGACGCCGUCCCACCAACCAGAACAACCCGGAGAAUCCGCAAAUCCCUCAACCCAGGAUCCCGAACCCACCUACGUCGCUUCCGAUGGGCUAUCAUCCCCCAAUACAAAUCGAAAUAAGCGAAAGCGUUCAGAAUCGGGUCAAACUUCUCCAUCCUCGUACCAGGAAAACCACAGCGUUUCUACGAGUCCUGUUCCCCAACCCAAUCCUCAAAUUCAAGGCGCUGGCCCGAAUGGCGCGAGUCAUAUGCAAUCGACAUCGGAAGCGGAUGCAGCGGCUAGGAAAGCUAGGCAAGCAUAUUCGGCAGUCCCGGAGCGGAGUAUCAGCGUUCAAUCGACAGGCAACACCUCUCCCUGGGAUAACUACGAUACGCAACUGGCGAAUCAUGCACAACUCGGUCACCAGCCUAUUGAUUCUUCGGAUGCGCAGCUCGCGGAAGCUCUUCAGCGCGAUGUCCAAGGCCCUGAACAUGCCGCAAAGAUUUGGUCGAUAGUGCCCGAGGGUAAUAACUGUUUGCGCGGUGGCUUUUUAUGCGAAGGUUAUUCGUCCCGAAGCACUUGGCAGAAGCCCUCUACUUCCAAAGCCCCUGUUCCACUCCAAGCCAAAGAUGGCUAUUCCGAGGUACCUCAUUACAUUCCCGACAUGAGCCCCCAGAGACACGAUAGGGCUCCUGCUGCAAUACCUACAAAUAAUGGCAAGUCUAGACCUAUCCCCGUAGACGAAAUCGAGCAUGUUCAUGUUCCCUCGCAACACAUCACAAGUGUGGCUGGCGUGGGAUCUAGAGGUUCGUGGUCGAAUGUUACCUGGCCGUCUGGUCCCUCGUCUUUCACGCCGGAACAUCCUGCCCAAAGACAAUCUCGAGAUGGUCCUGGUAUUAAUAAGAUUUCUCGUGCAGAGCAACCAAAAUCCGAUUAUCAUUCCGCACUGCGGGAAAUGUCCCAUGGCGCUCCACAUCAGAAGCGUGGAAUGCCCGUCUUUCAAGGCAAUAUCGACCAGCGUCCGAAACACCAACAACAACAACCCCACGUUGACGCUACCAACUACCCGGCUCAAGCUCGGUUAGCUCUUAACAUGGAGUCCCACGUGGCAUUCGAGGCAACCAAGACCGAGAAGGAGAAAAUGCUUGCCGGGGAACCGUACCAGAAUUAUUUUGACCCACAGCUCAACCGAGAGCGAGAACGGUGCAAGGCUGCGUUAUGGCGAUACAAUAACGCGAGCAAUCCGAAUCUAGGAAUUAGCCCGGAUGAGCGCCGGCGACUCCUACAACAAGUCCUAAUGCCUCCAUUAGACCCGCAAGCCGAGCCAAGCCCCAAUACCCCCGUAGGAUCCUUGGGGCCUUGUGCCAUUGUCGAAACGCCUUUCAACUGUCAUUUUGGCUACAACAUCAACAUCGGGGAAGACGUACUGAUAUCUGAAAACUGUCUGCUCGCGGAUGAUUGCCCGAUCAACAUAGGUGCGCACACAUGGAUCGGCCCCAACGUCACGAUCCUAGGAUCCAUGGCGAUGGGAAGCAUGCUGGAUCGCAAGGGCUCUCGCAGCAAGUACCAGGGCCGCCCCGUCGUUAUUGCUGAGGACUGUUGGAUUGGCGCUGGGGCUACAAUUUUACCCGGUGUGAGUCUCGGGAGGGGUGCGUAUAUUGCCCCGGGAGAAGUUGUCAAGCAACAAAUACUGCCGUACGGUUUCCAAGGGUUGAAGCCUAAUUUCCCUUAA